Molecule: messenger RNA, 2172 nt
Organism: Anopheles maculipalpis
Lineage: Eukaryota; Metazoa; Arthropoda; Insecta; Diptera; Culicidae
Product: transmembrane protease serine 9-like
Exons: 2
Coding region: 75-2150 (691 amino acids)
Biological process (GO): proteolysis
Molecular function (GO): serine-type endopeptidase activity
Source: RefSeq, a predicted model, not a curated record
GUCCCUUAGCAGGGGGAUGGUUUAUCACCGGCUUCCUGCUACGCAAUCGGGAACACUCACUAUCAGUCGCAAAGAUGGGUGUUCCGCGAUCAGUUCGUUCUUGGCUAAUUCUGUUGUUAUUGGUCGUGAUCGGUAGCCGUUUGGAGCCUGUGCUUGGUUCUACUAACUGUAGCCGUGUGUACGAUAGUAAUGUGCAGUGUGGUUUACCUGUGCUUCAUCCUUCCGGUCUACCGAAACAUCUCUCAGAAGCGUUGCAUGGUGAAUUCCCAUGGCAUGUAGCUAUCUAUCAGAUCGAGUAUCGCAUCCCGGUGUACAGCUGUGGAGGAUCACUUAUUAGCAACCGGUACGCGCUGACGGCGGCUCACUGUGUGGUCAAUGCGAACAAUGGCUACACGCUGAGUCCGGACAACUUCAUGCUGCAGAUGGGAUAUCAUGAGUUGGGACUGGCGGUGCCAGGAUGCAGUCAGCAGAUGGGUGUAAAACGGGUGUACGUGUAUCCAGAGUUCCGUACCGGUACCUAUCGGCAUGAUUUAGCUAUUUUAGAACUAGAACGUCCGGUUCACUUCAACGAUCGUGUGUUGCCAGUUUGUCUGGAUACGGAUGAGGAAGAUCCGACCUCUUUCUACCGUCAGAUUGGUAAGGUAGCCGGUUGGGGAUAUACCGAGUUUGAUGAGGUGUCCGCCUGUUUGCGCAUGACCGAGGUACCAAUCGUCAACUAUACACGCUGUCUGGCAAGCAACCCUGAGGUGUUCUCCAAUACAAUCUACGACGGAAUGUUCUGUGGUGGAUAUGCAAAUGGAACCAACGUGUGCAAUGGGGAUUCUGGUGGAGGUUUCGUCACCUAUCGUAACGCCCGUUGGGAACUGCAAGGAAUUGUAUCUUUUACCGCUUUGCGUGACUCGGAAAUGGCCGUCUGUGACACGAAACAGUACGCGGCGUUUGUCAAGUUGCGCUACUACAAAGGUUGGAUUGGAAGUGUGUUGAACGGAACCUGGCAGUGGUCCAAAGGUGACAGGUUGAUACAGUUAGACGAUGCGUCCACGGAGAAGCCGCAACAGCCAGCAGAUAUGCCUACCGAUUGUGGUAAGCGCAAGAUCAACAAGAUGCCACUCAUCGUGAACGGUGUGCGUAGUAUGGCCGGUGAGUGGCCGUGGCAUGCGGCGCUCUUUGCGGUGUCGAAACGAUCACGUGACUACGUCUGUGGUGGGACGCUCGUCAGCCAGCGGCACAUCUUGACGGCGGCCAGCUGUGUUGCCGAUUGGCACCACCGGAAGCGGCCGUACGUCGUGCAGCUGGGACAGCAUCAACUGUGGGAAAGUUCACUGACGGGUCGCGAGGUGCGCGUACUGGACAUUGAAACUAGCGACGAUAGUACGAUGGCACUGCUGAGGCUAGAGGUGGAUGUGCAGUACGAUGACUACAUACAACCGAUCUGUCUGCCGACGGUGCCACAAAAUGCAACAAGCGGCGAGUCGAAUGAUGGUGAGCUGCGGAUCGGUUCAAGUGGGCUUAUUGCGGGCUACGGACAAACGGAUCCGGAUGGGAAUCCAUCGGCGUACCUGCAGGCCGCCCUGAUGCCGAUUGUUGACAGCGGACUGUGUGUGAUCUAUCGUAUCUUUGACAAGCACGAAGCUCACAAGAUGUUUUGUGCUGGGCAUGGGAAUGGUACUAAUGCAUGCCGCGGUGAUCAAGGCGGUGGGUUUUACGAAGAAUCGCAGCAGGGCUUCUUUACACUAACCGGCGUCAUCGGCAAGAUCAAUCUCUAUCGCAAACGGUGCGAUCCGUAUGGGUACGUUGGGUUAGCUAAUGUGAUGCACUAUCUCGAGUGGAUAUUGGAUCGUGUGAGAAGUGCACUGACCUUUGACAUACCGGUGAAACCUCCAGGACAUCCCAAGGGACACUCCAAGGGUUGUAGACGUAAGCAUCAUCAUCAUCACCAUCAACAUGGAUCACACGAACAUGGUACCAUCACCAGUAAACCAAACAAGCGCAAGGGAGGAUCUGGGGAAAGCGGUUCCAACGAGAACAGCAACGAAAGUAGGGAACGCUCUAUCACAUCGUCCGUUAAAAACGUGAUGCAGGCGAAGGUGGACCUAGUGAAGGAUAUACACGGUGUGGCUGGUUCAACAAUUAAGAAGAUUUUUGGUUAAAUAAGAUAGCGAUGCAAGCAAC